Molecule: messenger RNA, 1879 nt
Organism: Neoarius graeffei (lesser salmon catfish)
Lineage: Eukaryota; Metazoa; Chordata; Actinopteri; Siluriformes; Ariidae
Exons: 8
Coding region: 106-1803 (565 amino acids)
Cellular component (GO): nucleus
Source: RefSeq, a predicted model, not a curated record
CACUGGAGAAGAAAAAGCUGAUGCUCGUCUGAACCGAUUUAUAAAAAUAAAAGCACAUUAUUGUGUCUGGCUCUGAGGAUUUAAACCCCUGAGCUGUGUGAGGACAUGAAAACGGAGACCUCAACGGAUGGAAGGACGUCAGAAGUCCGUGUGAAGAAAGAGGAGACGCUGGAGCUGAAAAUCUACAACCAUGGAGACGACCUUGAUAACCCACCUGAAGGUCUCUUUGUUAAAGUGGAAGAUCCUGACAAUAAAGACUAUCUCUACUGUGAAGUUUGCAAAUCCUUCUUCCUCAACAAAUGUGAGGUUCAUGGACCACCCGUCUUCAUCCCAGAUACUCCUGUUCCCAUGGGAGUCCCUGACCGAGCCAGACAAACUCUUCCUCCUGGGCUAGAAAUCCAGAAGUCCAGUAUUCCUGAUGCAGGCCUGGGAGUGUUUAAUAAGGGGGAGACUGUUCCAGUAGGUGCACACUUUGGACCCUACCAGGGAGAGCUGGGAAACAGAGAGGAAGCCAGGAACAGUGGAGAUCCCUCAGUUGCAAAAGGGAAGAGGAGGAUAGAAAAGGUGUCGGAGACGGAGGAGAGAGAGGAGGUGACAGAGAGGGAGGAGAGAGAGAGGACAAGGAGCAGUGAGGAGGAGGAUGAAGACCACGACAGUGGCCAGCAGGCCAGGAGUUUGCCGUACUCUUUCGGCAUAGCAGACGAGGAGAGGUUGGUAGAUUUUUUCCGUGCCAACCCUUGUUUCUACGACAAGACUUUGGACCUGUACAGCAACGCCAUCCACAAACGGAAAUUGACACAGGGCAUUGCUACUGAACUACACACAACUGUUGCCAAGGUAAAUGGAUGGUUCAGGAACCAGAGGACGGCUGUGGGAAAGCUUUUGAAGAAAAGGUCAGGGCAAGCACUCGAGGCACUCACAGCCAGGAAAAGAUGGCAGCUACAGAACUUUGUUUUCUUGAGGGAUCACAUCGUCCCAAGAUCAUACAUGUCUGACACAGGAACACUGCCGUCAUCAGAGUCCAGGACAAGCAGGGGAGCUUCGACCAGUGAAGAAGAGGAUCGAGCGAGUGACAGGUCGACCUCCAGCCGGGCCUAUGUUCAAGCCCAAAAAAAGCGCUCAAAGAAGAUUGACGAUGUCAUUCUUGAAUACAUAUUGAGGCCCAGGCCCUCUGAGGCGAUUUCCCAAAAGAUUGAAGCAGCUUUAGCCGCCAGUUCUGCAGGACCCCAAGACGAACGCACGGCACUGGGGAACUGGCUCGUGGCCAGGAUCGCGAAGGUGCCCGAUGAGAGAUGGGAGGACUUCACUGUAGCUGCCCAGAAUCUGAUGCGGGAAUUCACAAAGCCCAUCAUGCCCCCUCCACAAGCCCCAGACACUUCGUUGCCUCCUCGCAUUCCCUCGCAGCAGUUCUGGCAGCAACCCCUGCAGCAGACCUGGCAGCAACCCCUGCAGCAGACCUGGCAGCAACCCCUGCAGCAGACCUGGCAGCAACCCCUGCAGCAGACCUGGCAGCAACCCCUACAGCAGACCUGGCAGCAACCCCUGCAGCAGACCUGGCAGCAUGACCCACCCCGUUGCCACAGCACUCCGAUGAGGCAGGUGCAGCAGAUAUCGGUCCCUCUACCUAGGCCACAUUCAGCAGGGCCACCCACAGCAGGGCAAUUCACCCCAGGAAGCACGUCAGGGGAGAGCUUCUCCAACAUGGGUCUGAGUGACAGUUUCUUGAAGCAGGUCGAGGGAAGGGACUCCAGAUCGACCCCGACAAGCCAGAGGGCGGAGGACGAGGACAAUGUCUCAGAUUAGCUAUAUAGGAGCCGAAAGGCAUGAGUGUAAUCUGUUUUGUUAAUAUGUUUUGUUAAUAAAUGUUAUGAUUGACCAU